Klebsormidium nitens is the source of this 1797-nucleotide messenger RNA. The record is from the annotation of a GenBank genome assembly. Lineage: Eukaryota; Viridiplantae; Streptophyta; Klebsormidiophyceae; Klebsormidiales; Klebsormidiaceae.
AUGGACGACUUUGCACCACUAUCUGAAGGUCAUGAGAACUCGGGGGAUCCCUCCAGGCCCAAUGCCUUGGCCCGUCUUCAUCUUCUGGUGCAACGCGCCCUCGUCUACCACGCGCUCGGAAGAAUGGCCAAGCGGUACGGAAGCGUUUUCAGCUUCUGGUUAGGGCCGCAACUGGCGGUCUACGUCAGCUCGUAUGAGGCCAUAAAAGAAGUUCUGGUAACCAAGCACAAGGAAUUUGCGUCGCGACCGCCUUUGCCCGAGCGCAUCUCGCUCACGCUCCAUCCGAAGAGCAUCUUCGCGACCCGAAGACUGGCAAUCCUCCACCUCCUUUCCACAAAGGCAGUGAAGGCCAGCGUUUCGAUCCGGUUCGAAGAAACUGAGCUGCUCAUCGAGCAUCUCAAGCGGGAGAGCGAGAAGAACGGGGGCAUCAUCGAGCCGAGAGAUCGUAUUUUCCGGGCCAACCUGAACACCAUGAUGCGUCCGCUGUUCGGCGUCCGCUUUCCCGCGCGCGACGAGCCGGGCUUCACCGACGCGCGCGAGGCGCUGUACCAGAGCCUGCAGCGGAGCUUUCGUCAGAUGGGAGAUUUCGACUGGGGCACCAUUCUACCGGUCCUGAGCGUUUUCGCGAACCGGGAUGUGAGAAAGACAACUUCUUUCAGGGACGGGGAACUCUUGGCGCUCAUCGAGGAGCACCGGAGCGCGCGCGCAAAGGCGGGGACGGAUUUCGUCGCGCGCGACCUGGUGGACACUUUGCUCGAGAUCCAGGAGAAGGAAGAACUCGAGAACAAUGACAUCAUCGCAAUCUUGGUGGACUUUCUCAACGCAUGUGAGCUCGCGCAAAGCCUCUCCGCUCUCUCACGCGACUGCGUGCUGUGGCAAAGCGCCCGUCUUACAUUGUAUGCGGCGGUGGACACGAGCGGCGUCUCCAUCGAAUGGACGCUCGCGGAGCUCACGCGGCGCCCCGCGAUGCGGCGGCGAGUGCAAGAAGAAAUUGACGCGGUAGUAGGGCGCGGCCGGCCGGUGGGCGAAGACGACCUGCAGAAUCUGCCGUACUUCUUGGCAGAAUAUUCUUUGGUGUCUGUUUUUUUCAAGGGCGGAUUGGAUUUGAAGAGAGGCACGGCGCUUGGCCGCGGCUGGCCGGUGGGGGAAGAAGACCUGCAGGACCUGCCGUACUUGCUGGCAAGUAUGAAUCUGACGCAAUGUUCUAGGAUGGCUCUGGAUGGUCCUUGGUGUCAAUCGAGAAGGGCGGUUUCAGGGGGCGCGGACGUUCACCGCGGCCGCCCGGUGCGCGUAAACGAGCUGGAGGAUCUGCCGCACUUUGCGGCAGUGAUCAAGGAGCACUUCCGCUACCGGAGCAUCGGCCCAUUUUUGGGGCCCCACAUGAACGACCGCGAGACGACCAUAUCGGGUUACAGGAUCCCGGCGCAGACUCUGAUUGUGGCGCAUACCCGGGGCCUGUCUCGAGACUCGACCGUCUUCGAACGGGCGGAAGAGUUUCUGCCGGAGCGCUUCCUAACCGAGGACAUCGACAUAACCGGGAAGGACAUCCGGGUGGCGCCCUUUGGCGCGGGUCGACGAGGCUGCCCCGGCAUCCUUCAAGGCUUGACGGUGGUGCAACUAGCGGUGGCUCGGAUCGCCCAGACGUUUGACUUCGAGCUGAUCGACGGCGAAGACAUCGACAUGACGGAGCGGGACUGGGGGCUGCAAGUGUCGCUUCGCACGCCGCUCAAGGCGCGCUUCACGGUCCGGCGGCAAGAGCACGAAAAUACCGAUCCGGCAAGGCAACACAUGGAGUAG